AUGGGGUUCCUCUCCGCCGGUGGUGCCUCCCCGUCGUCGUCCCUGCUGUGUGAAGAGACCUCCCUGCUGUGUAAAGAGACCAUGGACGACGUUUUUGGGUGCAUUGACGGCGAGGGGGAGCUGCCGGAGCUGGGGGCGGCGGGCCUUGAUUUCCUGGCCUUCCCAUUGGAGAGCGAGGAGGUUGUAGCGUCUCUGAUGGAGAAGGAGAAGGAGCAGCUGGUUCAUGUUACAGCGGGGAAUUACCUGCAGAGGUUGAACAGCGGAGGAGUGGUGUCCUCUUGGAGGAUUGCUUCCAUUGAUUGGAUCAACAAGCCUGAGAAGCCCUGGGUGCAGCAGCUACUCUCAGUUGGCUGCCUAUCCAUUGCAGCCAAGAUGGAGGAGACUCUAGUUCCUCGGUGUCUAGACUUCCAGUUUUGCAGUGAGAAGUACAAGUUCGGCACAGAAUCUAUUAAGAAUAUGGAGAUUUUUGUUAUGAGCUCUCUGAAUUGGAGGAUGCAAGCUGUGACCCCAUUCUCAUACAUCAACUAUUUCAUGGACAAGUUCACCCAGGGGAAGCCAUUGAGUUGUGGAUUUGCUUCACGGUGCACUGAGCUCAUCCUUGGCACUCUGGAAGCAACUAAGUUCCUCCAAUUCAGACCUUCUGAGAUUGCAGCAGCCGCAGUUCUCUCAGCAGCUACUGAAAGUCACGCUGUUGACUUCAGCAGCGCUCUUAUAGCUUCUAACAUCCCUGUCAAUAAGCAAACUGUGAGGAGAUGCUAUGAAGCAAUGCAAGAGGUCCGAUUAGUGAAGAAGAGCGAAGAAGGCAAUGCGAGUCCUUCAGUUCCAAAGAGCCCAUAUGGUGUGCUGGAUGCCUCAUGCUUCAACUUCAAGGCUGAUGAUAGCCAGACACCAGGGUCAUCGCAAACGGACAGCGACAACAACAACCAUGUUUACACUGCAGCUAACAAGAGGACAAAGCUAGACGCCUAG
Panicum virgatum (switchgrass) is the source of this 969-nucleotide messenger RNA. RefSeq names its product cyclin-D2-2-like. The record is from RefSeq and is a predicted model, not a curated record. Gene Ontology annotation, biological process: regulation of cyclin-dependent protein serine/threonine kinase activity; mitotic cell cycle phase transition. The transcript is spliced from 5 exons. NCBI's taxonomy places the organism in Eukaryota, Viridiplantae, Streptophyta, Magnoliopsida, Poales, Poaceae. Gene Ontology annotation, cellular component: cyclin-dependent protein kinase holoenzyme complex; cytoplasm; nucleus. The coding region runs from base 1 to 969 and encodes 322 amino acids. Gene Ontology annotation, molecular function: cyclin-dependent protein serine/threonine kinase regulator activity.